Molecule: messenger RNA, 1791 nt
Organism: Aureobasidium melanogenum CBS 110374
Lineage: Eukaryota; Fungi; Ascomycota; Dothideomycetes; Dothideales; Saccotheciaceae
Exons: 1
Source: RefSeq, a predicted model, not a curated record
CCCGAGAUUCUCGAGAUCAUCGCAAUGCUGCACCACUCAGGUGCUAUGCCCUCAUCCAUCUACUCGUACCAGCCACCUAAUGAUCCCAUCUCAUUGUGUCAGCCUCCCACUUUGCAUCUGCUGUCCAAUCAGAUCAUCACCUCUCUGACCGACGCCGCCUGGAGAGCCCACGAGACCAACGUUGUCGAAGAGGCUAAAGAAAGAGGUGGUGUUUAUGAUUCUCUGAGACCCGAGAUACCUGGCUCUAUGUACAAAGUUCAUGUCACCGGACUUGGCCAUGAGAUAUGGCUCGAACUGGUCUUGUGGGCAAUGUUAUAUGGGCGCUUCUACAAACAGGGUGUCAAAAUCCUCACGCGUUUGUCAAAGCUCCUGGAUCACAAUGCCUGGUCCGUCCUGUCUUGGAGAGAGUUGGCUAAUCCCAUUAUUCAGUCUGGACAAGAAAAAUCCAUCAAUUGGGACGAGGUCAAAUAUCUCUUCAACACUGGUAUCUCUGAUACUGAUCAGACCGUCAACAAGAAGAAAGUCCGCAGAACUGUCAGCGCAGAAGUCAUUGCUUCCUUUGUCGAUGCAGCCGUAUCCCAUAUCAGAACCGGUGUUGGCUCCAGAGGCAUGUUGCCUGAAAAUCCUGCUCGUUUCUUGCGAGAGAUGAAGAUCUUCUUCGAGAAGAAUAACAUGAGCCUGGGCUAUACCUCAUGGGAUGCCAUUAUCUUACGCUUUUUCGAGUCAAGAGGUGUUGACUUCGACAAGGAUUCGCAAUUAGCGGGCAGCAUCAGCUCAAUCACCUCCUUAUUUGGCGAUGACAUCUCUACAGUCAACGCUCCUACUCGUGAUCAGCUAUGGCAGCCCACGCCAGCCUAUGUUCUGGACGGUUCUGCCGCUAGUAUCGGUUAUCAUCACCGCCUUCUCAGAGCUCACAUCAAACUCGGCAGUUUAUCUAGUGCUAUGGGCGUGGUUCAAGAUUUGCAACGUCUGACCGACAUAAACAAGGAGAGGUCGAUCCAAGAAUUCUUUUCCAAGCAACAAAAUGUGGCAACGCAUGAUGACAACGAAGAUACAUCUGAGUUCGGCUUCCAAGGCCGCUAUGGUGGCAUUCAUUAUCCCAGCUUCUUUCCUCAGAUACCAGUUCCCAUCCUGGCUGAUCUCAUCAAUCUGGUCGUGGACUCAGGAGCUUCUGAGUUAGGUUCAUGGCUACUUUAUUCCGAGGACUUGGAUGGUCCGAUCGUCCACAGUGGUCUAUACAGUGAUCCUAUUAUGGGCCCACCUCUGAUUAGACUUGCUGCUGUUCUUGCUGACGAGGUUCUCAUGGGCCAAGUCUUGGAGCUUCAAAAAGGUCAAUCGCGUACAGAUCCGCCUGAAGAAGUCUUGAAUCAGAUUUUGGACCAGCAGAUAGAAGCAGGAAAUUGGCCUUUCGUUGAUAAGGCUCUUGAGAGCUUCGCUAGGCUGCGCAACUACAGUAUUAGUACGGAUACGACUGCGACUAUGAUUAAGGCGAUUCUACGCGAGGCGAAAUCUUGUGCUGGUAAUUUAUCAGCUCUCAAGAACUCUGCAUCUGCAAAGGCCUUCCAGAAAAUGUCCAGUUUCCGAGCCAGAGGGUUCGUUCGGGGUCACGACAGACAUGAUACCUUCGAACUCGGAGGUCGUGUUUGGCGUUUGCUUGCGCUUAUCAACGACGACUGGAGAAAAUAUGCCUGGAUGAUCUACCCUAAUAUGGCAGGUAGAAAUUAUGUCAACUUCACACCUAGGGCUUUCAAUAAAAUCCUUAGUGGAGUGGUCGACACAUACGGUUCUACC